This is a messenger RNA of Funneliformis mosseae, 152 nucleotides long. The record is from the annotation of a GenBank genome assembly. NCBI's taxonomy places the organism in Eukaryota, Fungi, Glomeromycota, Glomeromycetes, Glomerales, Glomeraceae.
AUGUCAGCCCGUUUUAGAGAGAUUUCGGCUCGAUGUGAUGAAUUAGAAGUUCUCUAUGAAAUAGCAUAUGAGAUAGAGAGAGUAGCAUUGCAGAAGUGGAAGCUAUUGUUUAAGCUGAUUAUAAAUUUGAACAUUUGUACUGGAAAGGAUCA